AUGCUCUCAUCACUCGGCGUCACAAAUGUGCGCCAAACAGUUGCACAAGCUUUGAACUUUGCGCUCGUUCUUUCUACAGCAUUUAUGCUAUGGAAAGGUCUCUCCAUAUUCUCCGCGUCCAGCUCGCCUAUUGUCGUCGUUCUGUCCGGGUCAAUGGAGCCCGCAUUCCAGCGUGGUGACCUGCUGUUCCUCUGGAACCGGAGCCCUCGUGCGGAGGUCGGAGAAGUUGUUGUCUAUAAUGUGCGAGGGAAGGAUAUCCCAAUUGUUCACCGGGUGCUGCGAACGUACCCUGAGCUAGAAGGCAGGACGAAGAAAGUGAAGGAGAUUACAGUUAACUCUGCUCCGGACUCCCACAUGCUCUUGACCAAGGGCGAUAACAACCUUGCCGAUGACACUGAGUUGUAUGCUCGGAAUCAGGAUCAUCUCAACCGUUACGAAGAUAUCGUUGGCAGCGUGCGCGGCUAUAUCCCCAUGGUCGGAUAUGUGACGAUUAUGCUGAGCGAACACCCUUGGCUCAAGACUGUCCUACUUGGUGUAAUGGGGUUGAUGGUCAUGCUUCAACGAGAGUAA
Molecule: messenger RNA, 570 nt
Organism: Penicillium taxi
Lineage: Eukaryota; Fungi; Ascomycota; Eurotiomycetes; Eurotiales; Aspergillaceae
Gene: sec11
Product: signal peptidase complex catalytic subunit SEC11
Exons: 4
Coding region: 1-570 (189 amino acids)
Cellular component (GO): membrane; signal peptidase complex
Molecular function (GO): serine-type endopeptidase activity
Source: RefSeq, a predicted model, not a curated record